Asterias rubens (European starfish) is the source of this 2095-nucleotide messenger RNA. RefSeq names its product dnaJ homolog subfamily B member 11-like. Gene Ontology annotation, molecular function: misfolded protein binding. NCBI's taxonomy places the organism in Eukaryota, Metazoa, Echinodermata, Asteroidea, Forcipulatida, Asteriidae. The transcript has 10 exons. The record is from RefSeq and is a predicted model, not a curated record. Gene Ontology annotation, biological process: protein maturation; protein folding. Bases 30 to 1091 code for a protein of 353 amino acids. Gene Ontology annotation, cellular component: endoplasmic reticulum.
CCAAACACCGGUAAAUUAAAUUUCAGAACAUGGCGAAUUCACUAUGCAGUGUGUGUAUUAUUAUCCUACACAUUUGCUUAACUGUACUCGCAGGGAGAGAUUUCUACAAGAUCCUUGGUGUACCCAAAUCGGCAACAAAGAACCAAAUCAAGAAAGCAUAUCGUAAGUUGGCCAUGCAGUAUCAUCCAGACAAGAAUCCAGACAAUGAAGAAGCGGAAGAGAAGUUCAAAGAUUUAGGUGCAGCUUACGAGGUUUUAUCAGACGACGCCAAGAGGAAACAGUAUGACAGACAUGGUGAGGAAGGAGUGAAGGAACAAGGACAUGGCGACCCAUUCUCAAGUUUUUUUGGUGAUUUUGCUCAUUUUGGCUUUGGAGGUCAGCAACGGAACCCCGAGACACCUCGAGGUGAUGACAUAACAAUGGAUCUACCUGUAUCGCUAGAAGAACUUUAUACCGGAAAUUUUGUAGAGGCUGUAAGAUAUAAACCAGUGGCACAUACUGCACCGGGUACCAGGAAGUGUAACUGUAGGCAAGAGAUGCGAACACAUCAAUUGGGACCAGGGAGAUUUCAGAUGACGCAGCAUGAAGUGUGUGACGAGUGUGCAAGAGUCAAGUUGGUGAAUGAAGAAAAGUUGCUCGAGAUUGAGAUUGAGCCCGGGAUGAGGGACGGUCAGGAUUAUCCAUUCUUGGCAGAAGGGGAGCCUCAUAUAGAUGGUGAACCUGGUGACCUCAGAUUUAGAAUUAUUGCAGAAAAGCACAAUCGUUUUGAACGUAGAGGUGAUGAUCUAUACACCAAUAUAACGAUAUCACUGGUAGACGCCUUAGCUGGUUUUACAAUGGAGAUUCCUCAUCUAGAUGGCCACAAGGUCAAAAUCAGCCGAGAGAAGGUGACAUGGCCCGGUGCUAAGAUGCACAAACAGGGCGAGGGCAUGCCUAAUUAUGACAACAACCACGUCAAAGGAAUGCUCGUCAUUACGUUCGAUGUGGACUUUCCUAAAGGAGACUUUACUACAGAGGAAAAACAACAUAUAAAAAAUCUACUGAAGAAAGGAGCCAAACCCAAAGUCUACAACGGUCUUCAAGGGUACUGAUGUGGGAUUUUUUUAUUAGCAAAAAGUUUCGUAGAUUUAUUGAUUUGAUUAACUUGUGUUAAAAAAAGACAGCCAUCUUGAAAAAGUUUGUGAACAAACUCACCGGGAUCCUUAGUUAUAUUUGAAGGCUGUGUGAAUACAACUGGCUUCACACUUGGGUUUGAACAAGCUUUUUUUGGUUUACAUGUAUGGCAAUUGAACAUUUAUUCAUCUGUUUCAAAUUAAUGUCUAACCACACUGAAGGUUAGUCAGGUUCCUUUAUGAGCGAGUUGAGAUUAGUGUUAACGAUUGCUAUUGUGUACAGACCCCAGAUUUCUACAGGAAGACACGGUUAUUGCAGUAUUAUUAGGAAUAUUUUUUUCCAUUUUUUUUUUUAAUCUCAAAAUAUCUGUGAUUAUUACACAACUUUCCCAAUAUACAUGUACAUGUAUAUUUUCAGAUGACUGUUUCUUGUUCUGUAUGUUUUAAUGUUUCCAUCACUAGUUUUAUUUCAUGUAUCACAAAAAAAAGUCAUUUUGUAUACAAGAAUUUGUCCUUGCGCGAUCCAAAAAAACACCAAGGUAUUAAAUUUAGGGUUGUUGAAAAAGGUAUACAAUAAUGCACAAGUCUUUGGUUGUCAUUUUAUGAAAUAUUUGUUAGGUUUGUAUUGGCUUCACACAGCAACUCUGCUUUAAUGAAGACUGCACAUAAAGUCAUUUAAUUUUUGUUGUAAACAGCGACAUUGAUAAAGCAGCAAACGGGCUUCCCCCCAUUUGUUUCACUCUACAAAUUGCUUUUUCCUGGAAGUGUAAUGCCAUGGCAACUUUUGCAGAUGGCAUUACUUUUUGCAGAGUGCAACUAUCUUAUCUCAAGUCCUUUUGUGAGUGUUCAUCUUCCCAACAAUAGAAACAAAAUCUGCUUUACUGAGCCUCACUUGCUUAUUUGUUGUAAAUGAAAAGACACCGGUAGUAAUUUAUAAUGAAACAUGAAUAAACGGAGAACCAUCUCCAGUACUUGACAAACAU